AUGGACGUGGACGUGGACGUGGACGUGGACGUGGACGUGGACGUGGACAUGGACGUGGACGUGGACAUGGACGUGGACAUGGACGUGGACGUGGACGUGGACGUGGACAUGGACGUGGACGUAGACGUAGACGUGGACGUGGACGUGGACAUGGACGUGGACGUGGACGUGGACGUGGACGUGGACGUGGAGGACGUGGACGUGGACGUGGACGUGGACGUGGACGUGGAGGACUUGGACGUGGACAUGGACGUGGACGUGGAGUGGACGUGGACGUGGACGUGGACACGUGGACCGGACAUGGACGUGGACGUGGACGUGGACGUGGACAUGGACGUGGACAUGGACGUGGACGUGGACGUGGACAUGGACGUGGACAUGGACGUGGAUGUAGACGUGGACGUGGUCGUGGACGUAGACGUGGACGUGCAUUAG
Molecule: messenger RNA, 435 nt
Organism: Closterium sp. NIES-65
Lineage: Eukaryota; Viridiplantae; Streptophyta; Zygnematophyceae; Desmidiales; Closteriaceae
Source: the annotation of a GenBank genome assembly